Molecule: messenger RNA, 3875 nt
Organism: Naegleria gruberi
Lineage: Eukaryota; Heterolobosea; Eutetramitea; Acrasida; Naegleriidae
Exons: 2
Coding region: 1-3858 (1285 amino acids)
Biological process (GO): protein homooligomerization
Molecular function (GO): protein binding
Source: RefSeq, a predicted model, not a curated record
AUGUCUGCAUCAUCGACUACUGCUGCUGAUCACUCAGUAAAGAAGAGAAAAACGUCAUCAAAUUUUGAUGGAUCAUUGGAAGUGUUUGAAAAUGAUCAGAAUGAAAAGUUGAUCGAUGAAAUUUCCGAUGCAUUGCAUAGAUUGUCCCUCCAGAAGCAAACUGAGGAAAUGAUCAAGAAAUUGGUAGAGCAAAAGGAUCAAAGUGUUCUUAUUGUUGCUGGUAGUGGUGAUGAGACCAGUGAUAAAUUGGAAACACUCCAGAAAAUGCAACAGGAAGAGAUGGUUGUGCUGAAAGUUGGUGGUAAAUUCUUUUAUACAACAAUGAAAACCUUGAUGGGUGAAAGAGGUAAUACUCAAGUUCAAACAAAGAAAAUUAUUAUUGCUGAUAAAGUUGGUAAAGCAACUGGUGCUGGAAAGAAGGGAGGAGAAGAUGAAGAAGAAAUGGAAGAAGGAGGUGGUGAUGAAAUGGAAGAUGAAGGACCAAAAGAAGACGGUAUCUCAUCACUUGAAUAUGUUUGUGCUCAAGAUAACUUGUUUAAAGUCAUGUUUGAUUCUGGUUUUGGUAUUGAAAGAGAUGAAGCAAACAAGUCUGCAAUUUCAUUCCCUGACAGAAAUCCAGAUUAUUUCGAAUAUAUUUUAGAACAUUUGAGACAAGGUGGUAAAGUUAAAUCUUUGGGUAUUGAAAAGUUGAAUGCUGACGAAUUGGAAAAUAUUUUAGAAGAAUCAAGAUAUUUUGCAACUGAAAAGUUAUCAGAAUAUAUAUUAUUCUUACUUGACAAGUAUCACAAAUAUGAUUCAAAUUUAUCUAAUUAUGCUGAAAUUGAAGAAAUUUUGAAUGAUUCUGUACAAAAUUUGAAAAAGGUUGAAAUUCCACUCGAACAAAUUCAACAAAGACUCAGAUCAUUUGAAGAUUCAAUCAACGAAUCCAAGAAGAAUGUUAGUGAAUAUUCCCGCAAAUUGGUUGAACAAUAUCAAAACUUUAUUUUAGGUACUGAUUCAGAAAGUGAUUUAUCUGUCAAGAUUGAUAUUUCAGGUCAAAUUUUCACAAUUCCAUUCACAAGUUUGAGAAAGUAUGAGAAUUUCCUCCUCUCAAAGUACAUCUUAUCACCAAGCUUUUGUUUAAAUGAAAAUGGUUGUGUAUUUAUUGAUAGAAAUCCAAAGUUAUUUGCCCUUAUUCAUGGUUACAUUAUCAGUGGUGGUAAAUUUAAUCAUUUCCCAAAGAAUCUUUCACAAGAAAAGAAACUUCAAUUGAAACAAGAAGCUGAAUUCUAUGGUUUGACAACACUUGUUCAAGAAUAUCUUGAUCCACUUCGUUAUCCAGUUGAAAAGAUUGGUAAAGAUAACAUUGAAUUGAAAGAAACUGAAGAUAAAUUGAGAGAAAUCUUUGCAAAGGAAAGAGAAUCACCAUUGUUGAAUGACCCAUACCUUUUAUUAUCACCUCUCUUCCAAAAUUUAGAAGAAAUUAAGAAUCAAGAAAAGUAUAGAAUUGAUAUUGGUCACUGUCCAAAAUUAUUAGAUUUAACAGAUAAGACUAGAUAUUCUAGACAAGUUUCUAAACCAAGACUUGUUAAUAAUUUGAAUGGUUUCAAAUUGAAUUGGCAUAGAUUCACUCAAGGUGCUUUGGAUGGUCUUGAUUGGAAUAAUGUUUUUGCUGCUGGUGGUGGUAUUCUUGGUUGUUGUUUGAAAGAUGAUAAUUUUGAUAAUAAUACUGCAGUAUCAACAAUUUAUCCAACUUCUGUUAAUGAAAGAACUGAAACAAAUACUUCAAGAGCAGUAUCAGUCAUUGAUGAUGAAAAUGAUGAAAAUGAAGCUGCUGAUUUUGGUUUUUGGAGAAGAUUCUCAAAAAAGGCAACAACUAAAUCUACAGGUGAAGAAGGAGAGGAAGAAGAACCAAAACAAAAGCAAGAAGAUGUUAUUAAGUAUCCAAUUGGUAGAUUCCACAAUUUGGAUUCCAUGGGCAAUUCAUCACUGUAUAGUCAGUAUAGAUCUGUUUCUUAUGCUUCUCGAGAUCAAAGAAGAGCUCGUAUCUCUGAAAAAGCAAACUCAUUCUUUAACACAGAGGCAAACAAGGAAAAUAUUCGUUUUAUACCAGAUCCUAACAUUCCUGCCCCAUUUAAGAAAUCAGAUAUCGAUCUAUUUCUGUAUGCUUUGAGCGAAGAAGAAGCUGAAGAAAAGAUUAAGCAUAUUUAUCAAACUAUCAAGAAGAAUAUGGGCAGAAGAUUAUUAAUGAAUUAUGCUGGAGAUAGCUUGAGCUCUAAAAGUAGAUAUUUUGGCAGACGUAACAAUAAUAAUAAGGAAGAGAAAAAUACUCUCUUUGAAGAUGGUAUUAUUAGAACUGAACAAUCUACAGGUGUAAAUGAUGAUGUUCUGGUUGUUAGAACUAAAUUUGCUGUCACAUUCUAUUGUUACAAACUCAGACCAAUUCAAGUUGUUUUGAGAAUUUACAAAUCACCUGCAGAAGUUUUGUUAGGUUUUGAUAUUGAUUGUGCAACUAUGGGUUUUGAUGGAAAUCAAGUUUGGUCAAGUGCAAGAGCAAGAAGAGCUUUAAUGUAUCAUACUAAUCUUGUUGAUGUUGAUAGACAAUCUACAACUUAUGAAUAUAGAUUAUACAAGUACAGUAAGAGAGGUUUCUCUGUUUCAAUUCCAGGUUAUGAUACUGCUAAAGUUCAGAAUCAAUUGUUACAAUAUCCACGUAGAUUUCAAUUCAUUUCAACUGAAUAUUUAUUGCACGGUUUAGCAAGACUUAUUGGCUUUGAUAAUUCUUGUCGUGCCAAGGAUCCAAAACAUAUUUUAGGUAUUUAUGAUCGUGAUUUGGAUGUAGCUCAAUUAAAAGAGGAAAACAAGGCCCUCAUCCUUUCUGGUGAAUUGAAUGUCAAGUCAGAUUAUCUUGAUUUGAAUGUUAUCAAAUCAUACAAGUAUCCUCCAAGCUUUAUCUUUGAAACUUUGGAAAAGACACGCAAUAUUGUAUCUAUUAUUAAUUUAAAGACAGAAGAACCUUCAAAGCCACUGACAGCAAUGACUUGGAGACAAAAACAUGAGCAAAGAAGAAAGGCAAGAAAAGAAUUCAGAAGAAACGAAAGUGUUAAAUUUGAUAGUAGAUUGAAAAAUAAUAGUACAGAUAUCAAAAUGGAAAGAGAUCCAGAUUGGAAACCUCACUUUAUUUAUUCUUUGAAUGAUAUUGAUACUAUUCUCAAUAGUGAAAAGUUUGAUUCCAGACUCUCCAAGAAACUUCAAUUCCUUACAGUUGAUCCAGGAACUCAGAAAAUUGGUUCCUUCCAUCCUAAGGAUAUUAACUUUUAUAGAGAUGCCUAUCAACCAAUUCCAUUCACAAAAUUGCCAGUUUUAAAGGAAAUUAAGGCAAGAAGUAUUUGGUUCAAGGCAAUGACUGAACAACCUCCACAACAAGUUCUUGACGAAAGAGAAAAACAAAAAAAGGAAAAUCCAAACAAAUACGGUUAUUAUGGCCACCAUAAGGAUUACACUAAGGAUCCAUUCGAAGAAAGAUAUCAACAAUUCUCAAUGUCUAGACCAAAUCCAAGUCCAACAACCAGAUAUGACAAGUGGAUUCAAGAAGAAAUUUGGUUUGAAACAUUCACACCAGAAGAAAGCAACAAGAUUGAACAAGAGUUUAGAAAGUUUAUUGUUUAUGGAAAUCCUGAAAGUUUUGCAAUUUCACCUUCUGAAAUUAUUGAUUUCUCAUAUUGGAAACUAUUCCACGAUAGUAAUCAUCCAACCAAUCCAAAUAGUGUUAUUACCUUGCAUAGAAAGAGCUUUUACGAAUAUCGUGACUAUCGUAAUGAUGACAGAGAAGAGGAAGUUGUUGGCAUUGCAACACUUUCCUACAGGUCUUUCUAUUAAAAUUCCCAAAUUAAAGA